UCCGCGAGCGCGCGCGGGCGGCGAGGGGGCGUGUCCGGCGGGCGGGCUGCGCGGCGUCCUGUGCUGGAAUGUGCGGCUCCCGCGAGCUCGCAGCGAAACAGCCAACGGAGCGCCGCCGAGGCCCCGGGUCCCAGACCCCGGCGGCUGGGUCGGCUGGGACAGCAGGGCGAGGGCCGGUGGCCUGAUCCCGCUCCUCGCUCGCACUCCUGGAUCUUGGCGCGCCUCGACGGCCCCGGCGCCCAACUUUUCUCCCGACUUCUUCCCUUCCCCCGAAAGUCCAGCAACAAAGAAAAGUAGUUGGAGCCGCGGCGGCGACGCGGGGGCGGCGGGCACGGAGGCAAAGCCGCAUACAGCUAUGGCCACCCAGGUGAUGGGGCAGUCUUCUGGAGGAGGAAGUCUGUUUAGCAGCAGUGGCAGCAUGGGCAUGGCCUUACCCAACGACAUGUAUGACUUGCAUGACCUCUCCAAAGCCGAACUGGCUGCACCUCAGCUCAUCAUGUUGGCAAAUGUGGCAUUAACUGGGGAAGUAAAUGGCGGCUGCUGUGAUUACCUGGUCGGUGAAGACAGACAGAUGGCAGAACUGAUGCCUGUUGGGGACAACAACUUUUCAGAUAGUGAUUCAGAAGGACUUGAGGAAUCUGAAGUCAAAGGUGAAGCCAGUGGACUGGAAACCAUGGAACUGAGAAGUUUGGAGCUCAGUGCUAUAGAACCACAGCCUGUAUUUGAGGCAUCAGCUGCUCCAGAAGUGUACAGCUCAAAUAAAGACCUUCCUCCUGAAACACUUGGGGCAGAGGACAAGUGCAAGAAUUUGAAGACCAAACCCUUCCACUGUAAGCCGUGCCAGUAUGAAGCAGAAUCUGAAGAACAGUUUGUGCAUCACAUCAGGGUUCACAGCGCUAAGAAGUUUUUCGUGGAAGAAAGUGCAGAGAAACAAGCCAAAGCCAGGGAGUCUGGUUCUGCUGCAGAAGAGGGCGAUUUCUCCAAGGGCCCCAUUCGCUGUGAUCGCUGCGGUUACAACACCAACCGCUAUGAUCACUACACUGCUCACCUGAAACACCAUACCAGAGCUGGGGACAACGAGCGCGUCUACAAGUGUAUCAUUUGCACAUACACCACAGUAAGCGAGUAUCACUGGAGGAAACACUUGAGAAACCAUUUUCCAAGGAAAGUCUACACCUGUAGCAAGUGCAACUAUUUUUCAGACAGAAAAAAUAAUUAUGUCCAACAUGUCCGAACUCAUACAGGAGAACGCCCAUAUAAAUGUGAACUUUGUCCUUACUCGAGUUCUCAGAAGACUCAUUUAACUAGACACAUGCGUACUCAUUCAGGUGAGAAGCCAUUUAAAUGUCAUCAGUGCAGUUAUGUGGCCUCUAAUCAGCAUGAAGUAACCCGCCACGCAAGACAGGUUCACAAUGGGCCUAAACCUCUCAAUUGCCCGCACUGUGACUACAAGACGGCAGAUAGAAGCAACUUUAAAAAACACGUAGAGCUGCACGUUAACCCCAGGCAGUUCAAUUGCCCAGUGUGUGACUAUGCAGCGUCCAAGAAGUGUAAUCUCCAGUAUCACUUCAAAUCUAAGCAUCCUACUUGUCCUGACAAAACAAUGGAUGUCUCAAAAGUGAAGCUAAAGAAAACCAAAAAGCGGGAGGCUGAAUUGCACGAUAACACCACCACCAAUGAAAAGCCAGAGACAGAGCCAACGAAAAUAAGGGGGGAUGUGUCUGGAAAGAAAAAUGAGAAAUCUGUGAAGGUGGAGAAAAAAGAUAAUGUUUCGAAAGAGAAAAAACCUUGCAGCAGUGUCUCAGCGAUCCAGGUAACCACCAGAACUCGCAAAUCAGCAACGGAGACUAAAGUAGCCGAGACAAAGCAGAUGGAUGUGCACACAGGAAAUUAUCCAGAAAGAUCCUGUAAAGUCAAGAAAAACAAAAGAAAGACAGAUGCUGAAGCCCGUUCCUUGCAGGACUCUGUGAAUGAGGAACCAGUGGCAAAGAAGAAAAAGAAGGUAGAGAGCAAAUCCAAAAAUAGCCUGGAAGUGCCAAAGGGUGACGGUAAAACAGAGACUAAAGUGGAAAACAAAAAGCAAAACGCCUGCAUUAAGAAAGGUACAAAGAAGAAAACUCUGAAAAAUAAAUCAAGUAAAAAAAGCAGUAAGCCUGCUCAGAAGGUGCUUGCUCAGGUGGAACCUCCUCCCAGCCAGCCCGUCCAGAUGGAGCUGCCUCCUGUUACAGAGCCCACUCCCAUGGAGGUUACCCUUCCAGGACCUACACAGGCCGAGCCGCCUUCUCCCUUGGAUAGUGCUCAGACCUUGGAUAGUGCUCAGACUGGGCCUGUUCCGGUGGAGCUAUCUCCCACAGAGCCUGCCCAGAUCCAGCCUGCCCCAACCGGCCCUCAGACAGAGCCACUUCCUACCAGGGAACCUGCCGAGACAGGCCCUCAGGUGGAGGCGCCUCCUCCCAUGGGGCCGCCUCCUCCCAUGGAGUUGCCGCCUGUGGAGCCUGUUCAGAUAGAGGCCACUCAGAUGGAGCUGCCUCCUCCUGUGGAGCCUGCUCAGAAGGAGCCUGCUCAGCUUGAUCCAUCUCCUGUCCUAGAGCCUCUUCUUCCCAUCAAGCCAGUUACCAAAAGGUCAUCUCCUCGAAAAGACAAUAAAAAGGAAAAGCUGAACAUGCAGAGCGAAAUGGCAAAGCAAGAGCAAGUCCUUACUGAAGUUGGCUUAGUUCCUGUCAGAGAGAGCCAGCUUCUGAAGGAAGGUAAAAGCACGCAGGAUCUCUCAGCCCUGACGCUACUGCCAAAGGAAGACUUAAGAGAGGAGACAUCAGAAGACCAAAACACAGUCUCUGAAGGUGAAGGACAUAAAAAAGUCCCUCUUAAGAAAGUAGGAACAGAAGAAGCAGAUAAGAGUCUAGCUGAUCAUGCUGCUCCCAAGGAAUCUGCCAGUGCUUCAUCCUCCGAGCAGAACCUGAGGGUGCUGGACAGCGAAGCAUUGCAUGAGAAGUGUGAGAUGGGCUCCACUACGCUUUGUGGAAUGGAGAUGGGCUCCGAGCAUACCACCACAGAGAAUGUCCCUGGUAGAGACUCGCCCGUUGAGCCAGUUUCACCAUUGCCUCUUCCCUCCUCGGUAGAAGAACAUGAAUCAGUGUCCCCAACUGUAAUGGCUUCACCUCCUGUUACCGUAGCAGAAAAUGAGUCUCAGGAAAUUGAUGAAGAUGAAGGCAUCCAUAGUCACGAUGGAAGUGACCUAAGUGACAACAUGUCUGAGGGGAGUGAUGAUUCGGGAUUGCACGGGGCUCGGCCAGCUCCACAAGGAGCUAGUUCAAAAAGUGCAAAGGAAGCCUUGGCAGUCAAAGUAACUGAGGGAGAUUUUGUUUGUAUUUUCUGUGACCGUUCUUUUAGAAAGGAAAAAGAUUACAGCAAACACCUCAAUCGCCAUUUGGUUAAUGUGUACUUCCUUGAAAAAGCAGCUAAGGGACAGGAGUAAUUAAACUUUGGACAAGGUGCAGUUCAUAGUUUAUAAGAGCUAUUCCAUUUUUAAUUGGUUUAUGACGGUAGAUGAGGUUGCUUUAGUGUUCAGCAGUGAUUUUUUUUUUUUUUUUAAGUAACAUUCUUUUUCUUAGGACUGUAUGUUUAUCUAGUGAUUUGUUCAUUUUAGUAAAUCCUAGGGAGUUAAUGUAAGAAAAUCAGCAGCUACCUGAGUCUGUUAGCAUGUGCGGUCAGGUGUCAUGAGAAGGGCAAGACUGUAGAGGAGCAUUCUGUUGCGUUGUCCAGCUACGCCUUGUCAGCUUUUCUGUCCUCAUUUUAUAUAGUUCCUAUUUUUAUUUCCUUGUUUAGCUUGAUAAAAAUUGGCUUAGUAAAUUACUUGAAGAAUUUGCCUGCUUUAUAUAAAGUUAGCACUUUAAGGUUUCUUUAGAGAUGAGAAAAGACAUUUAAAUUGAAGAAAAAUUCUCCCAACAAUGGACAUUGUGUCAGUCCAGAUAUUUGCUUCCUGACUUAUGAUCAAUAUAUUGUGUAUGUUAAUUGUCAUAAAAAGUGAUUUUGGUGUUUUAUUUUGGUGCUUUACUGGCUUAAGAUGUUGCACAUGGUUCUUGUUUAAUUUUUUAAACCUAUGCAGUUAAUUUUUUUCUAGAAAUAGCAUUGUGUUGAAUAGUAACACUUUAUACAUAUAUAUGCAUGCUUUUUUUGCCUUUUUGGAGGGAUGCUUUUAGGCUGGUUUGCAAAAAGGAAGUUUUCUUUUUCUUCGCUGCAGUUGUCUUUUGCAGAACAAAUAGUGUGCAAGUUUGUGAGCAAAUGGAACACAGAAAUUCAAUCCAUUUAAAAUUAUUUUUCACCUCAUGUCUGUGUCAGAAUCUGAUUCUUAUGUUAUUUUGAACGGAUAACGUAAUUCUACACUCUCCACGUUGAUUCUGCACUAGAUCCCAUGUUAAACAAUUUUUAUCUCAAAUAUCAGCCAUUGGGUAUUUUGCUGUUUGGUAUAUAGAAUGUUAAAUCACCCUUUGAAGAAAUUUUUUUCUUAUACAUAGAUGGUUGGUGACCAUAUGGCUACUCAGCUGAACAAAGGACUACAAGUGGUAUUUGGAAAGAUCACCUGGAAUUAGGAGACCUAAGUAUCCUUCAAGCUGUAGAAUGUCACUUGCGAGAUUCCAAAGCCAUAGCUGUCACAUGGCAGAUGUAGAGUGAAGACUGGUAGGAGUUGUGGGAAACAGCCGUAACUUCCAGUGAGUACCUGAAAAAGGCUGUGGUAAUUAAGUACAGUCCAGAUUUUAAGAAUCAUACUUUCUCAGGGAUCUCCACAAACUAGUGGGUGUCCUGGCUGUCCCUGUAGACAGCCUCUUUCUAUAGGUAAGGCUUCAAGUGAACUGUAGCUAUCCUGGUGUUCCUCUGGGGUACUUUGUAUGAAAAAUGGCAGGUGCUCCAAAACCUUUGUGGGUGGUUUGGCUAAUUGCCAGAGUAUGAAAGAAUCCAACAGGAUUUUUCUGACUGGUAGGAGUUGUUUAUUGCAGGUGAUAGGAAGUAGGAUUCCAAUAGGGAAUCUUGAAAUUUUGACUCUUUAUGCUCUAUUUUGAAAUAACUUCUGUGUAUUUCAUUUAUUUUCUUUGCCUGGUGAUCUCUGAGGCAGGCUUCAGAUUUUGGCAGUAUAACAUGAAAGAUAAGCAUUAGUGUAUGGGUGAAAAGCUUGGUGAAUUCUAAGAGUGAAGUUUGAGUUCAAGUUGGUUGAACUUGGAAUUGACUGGGAGGCCAAAGAUUUAAAGAAGUAGAGGAUUCAAGGCAUAAAUGUGUGAUGAUGGUGUGUUUUGUUUUGUGUGCAUGGAUGAGAUUUUGUUAAGUGUUGAAUUCUAGGCUCCGACAAUCAUUGUCAGCGAAGAUCAAGCUGCAGAUAUUUAUGUUUUAAAACUUAAAUUAUAAAGCUAGUUAAGUCUUUCUAAUAACUAGUGUUAAUGUUCAUGAGCACAUUUUACCUACAUUACCUUUUCAAAAUACUGAAAAAGAUGCAUUUCAAGCACAGGUUGGAGAUUGGGAGUUGGUUCGAGGAAGAGGUCUUUGUGGAUUCUUUCAUACAGCAAAAGGGGAAAAAAUGCCAUCUGGGAAUUGAAAAAAAUUUUAAUCUAGUUUUAAGACUAGAAACCAAAAACCAAAAUAUAAAGGAAAUAAAAGUUGAUCUUUAAAAUCAUCAUUACCUGAAGUUGAGUGGGACUUCAGGCCUUUCUUCCAGAAAACAAGGACUUGGUUGUCAGGCCUAUAUUAGGCCCUGAACCUUAAUGCCAUGUGUUUGUACUUAAUAAAAAUUGUUUCAAUGAAAAGCAUAUUAGUAAUUGGAACUUCUAGUCCAGUUUGGAGUUCUUCCAUUUGAAAAAUGUGAUAUUUGCAUGGAAUUGUCUGGAUCUUGUUUUCUAGUCACCCCCUAUAACCACCCCAUAGACUUAAGCUAGAAUUUUCCUCUUUUGC
Nannospalax galili (Upper Galilee mountains blind mole rat) is the source of this 5937-nucleotide messenger RNA. It is a transcript of the gene Rest, whose product is annotated as RE1 silencing transcription factor. The record is from RefSeq and is a predicted model, not a curated record. Gene Ontology annotation, cellular component: nucleus. NCBI's taxonomy places the organism in Eukaryota, Metazoa, Chordata, Mammalia, Rodentia, Spalacidae. The transcript is spliced from 4 exons. Bases 356 to 3475 code for a protein of 1039 amino acids. Gene Ontology annotation, biological process: regulation of gene expression.